This is a messenger RNA of Nylanderia fulva, 1140 nucleotides long. The record is from RefSeq and is a predicted model, not a curated record. Lineage: Eukaryota; Metazoa; Arthropoda; Insecta; Hymenoptera; Formicidae.
AUGCUACAAUACUACUCUAAAAAUCAAUUUUUCUUGUCGCAGAUGGGCUUUUGGCCUUAUCAGUCUAGGAUGAUAAAGAUAUUGCUACCGUUUGUUUUUGUAAGCGCCGAGAUGUCUGUUCUUGCAACUCAGGUGCUUUUCUUGUAUGAUACUUGGGGUGAUAUGAGUAUGACUGUUGAAGGUAUAGUUAAUGUUAUCCUUCUUGUUGGUGCUACUUUAAAAUUAGUUAACGUUGUCCUAAAUAAUAAAAAGUUUGACAUCGAUUUGCAACAUUUAUUACAACUGAUGGACGAACAUUGGCAGCUUUUUCAUAGCGAAUCCGAAUUUCACAUUUUGAGGCAAUAUGCUAACAUUGGCCACGAAAUAACAAAAUUCUUUGCAGUGUACAUUAACAUAUUCGUAAUAAUGUUUAUGACAAUACCAUUACUACCAAAAGUUCUAGAUAUCAUAAUACCGUUGAAUGAGUCACGGCCAUCAGUAUUUGUGAUUGCGGGAGAAUGGGGAGUAGAUAAAGAGAAAUAUUAUUAUCCGAUUUUAUUGCAUAAUUAUGUUGCAGCUAUAGUUAGUAUCAGAUGUAUGGUAAACGUUGAUACCAUGUAUAUAGUAUGUGUGUUACAUAGUUGUAGUUUAUUUUCCGCUAUAGGCAUCCGUAUUGAAAAUAUUUUUGAUAAAAUUAAACUUAACGAUGAAGAGGAAACAAUGAGUAAAAAACACAUAGUAAUAAAAGAAUAUAAUUCUGGAGAGUAUUAUGAGAUGAUUGCAUGUUUGAAGAAACAUCAAGUCGCAAUAAACUUCAUUCAGAUGCUAGACUCAGCAUUCAAAACUGCGAUGUUUCUCAUCUUGUCUUUGAACGUAAUGAUUCUGAGUUUAAUUGGAUUACAACUUCUCAAUAAAAUGGGACAAACUCAGGAAGUGAUAAGAUUCGGAUGCAUAGCUGUGGGAGCGGUUACUCAUCUCUUGAGCAUGUGUGUACCAGGACAAGUACUCUUGAAUAAAAGUUUAGAAGUGUUCGACAAAGCGUAUAAUGCACAAUGGUACACGUUCUCGUCGAAAACGACUAAAUUAUCUACGACAAUACGAAAUUAUAAACGACUAAUUAGUAUUGCGUCGCGUGGUUUGCCGAACAGCUUAAAAAUUUAG